Labrus mixtus (cuckoo wrasse) is the source of this 1639-nucleotide messenger RNA. It is a transcript of the gene pdia8, whose product is annotated as protein disulfide isomerase family A, member 8. Gene Ontology annotation, molecular function: protein disulfide isomerase activity. Gene Ontology annotation, biological process: response to endoplasmic reticulum stress; protein folding. NCBI's taxonomy places the organism in Eukaryota, Metazoa, Chordata, Actinopteri, Labriformes, Labridae. The transcript is spliced from 13 exons. The coding region runs from base 110 to 1597 and encodes 495 amino acids. Gene Ontology annotation, cellular component: endoplasmic reticulum; cell surface. The record is from RefSeq and is a predicted model, not a curated record.
CCUUCUCUCGGUGAGCUUGACACGGAGCGGAGGGUCUCCUCGGUCUGUAGCUGUCUCCGCUGUUUCUCUUCAUUUUCCACCGAAAAAUCAUUCACCGUUUCUCUUCAUCAUGGAGGCCGCUGUCCGCCUCAUUCCCGCCGUCACGCUCGUCCUGUUGUCCUGUUUUCCCGCGGCGGGGUCCUCGCGCAGGGACGUGCUCGAGCUCGGGGACGCGGACUUCGACUACCUGGCAACGGAGCACGAGACUAUGCUGAUCAAAUUCUAUGCUCCAUGGUGUGGUCACUGUAAGAAGUUAGCUCCAGAGUUUGACAGAGCAGCGACUCGACUGAAGGGCACCGUGCAGCUAGCUAAGGUGGACUGUACGGCUCAUUCAGAGACCUGUGCCCGUUUCGGCGUGUCUGGCUAUCCCACUCUCAAGAUCUUCAGGAACGGAAAAGACUCUGCCCCCUAUGACGGUCCUCGCACCCCAGAUGGGAUCUAUCAGUACAUGAAGAAGCAGACCGGUCCAGACUCAGUUCUCCUGAAGACUGAAGAACACCUGCACACAUUCAUGGACCACUACGACGCCAGCAUCAUCGGUGUGUUUUCAGGUGCAGACAGCCCUCGUCUGUCAGAGUUUGUGCGAGCUGCAGGUCUCCUGAGAGACCAGUUCAGAUUUGCUCAUAGUGUAGAGCUGAAGCUGGGGGAGAAAUACGGGGUGAACUCUGAGGGUGUGUUAUUGUUCAGACCUCCCAGACUGGCCAAUAAAUUUGAGGACAGUGUCGUCGUCUUCAAAGAUUAUCUGACCAUCGGAUCUCUCAGACGCUUCAUCAGAGAUAACGUCUAUGGUUUAUGCCCUCACAUGACUGCGGAGAACAGAGAUCGUCUGAGAGUACGAGACCUGCUGACAGCGUACUACGACCUCGACUUCCAUCACAACAGCCGAGGGUCCAACUACUGGAGGAACAGGGUGAUGAAAGUUGCAUCUAAAUACAGUGGGCGGGGCCUGACAUUCUCAGUGGCCAAUAAGAAGGACUUCCUGUCUGAGUUGGAGGAGGACUUUGGCCUUGGCACGUCAGACGGAGGAGAGCUGCCGUUCGUCACGAUCCGGACCAAAAUGGGCCACAAGUACACCAUGAGAGAGGAGUUCACGAGGGACGGUCAGUCGUUGGAGAGGUUUCUCGAUGAUUACUUCUCAGGUCUUCUCAAACGUUACGUGAAGUCUGAACCUGUACCUGAAAGAAACUCUGCGUCUGUCAAGGUUGUGGUUGCUGAGUCGUUUGAUCAGGUGGUCAAUGAUCCAGAUAAAGAUGUUCUGAUACAGUUCUACUCUACUUCCUGUCCACACUGUAAGAAACUGGAGCUGGUCUACAGGGAGCUGGCUGACACGCUGCUCUCUAAUAAGAAAAUGGUCAUUGCAAAGAUGAAUGCAGUGGAGAACGAUGUUCCAUCGGGCUAUGACGUCCAGGGAUUUCCAACCAUUUACUUUGCUCCUGUGGGCAGAAAGGACGAGCCAAUCAGAUAUGAGGGUGCUCGGGAGCUCAAAGGCUUCCUGAAAUUUCUGAAGCGUGAGACGAGCCACAGUCUGGUGGAUGGCGGGUCAAAGGAUGAACUGUGACCAAUUCUCAACCACCAAUCAGGUCUAACCACCUGGUCUCCA